Messenger RNA from Tupaia belangeri chinensis (Chinese tree shrew), 1432 nucleotides. RefSeq names its product transmembrane protein 183A (gene TMEM183A). Gene Ontology annotation, biological process: regulation of protein stability. The record is from RefSeq and is a predicted model, not a curated record. Gene Ontology annotation, molecular function: protein binding. NCBI's taxonomy places the organism in Eukaryota, Metazoa, Chordata, Mammalia, Scandentia, Tupaiidae. Gene Ontology annotation, cellular component: SCF ubiquitin ligase complex.
UAAAAUCUCUUUGUGGCUUGGAAGCCUCCCAAGUUCCUGCAGAGGAAGCUCUUUCUGGGGCUGGUGAGCCCUGUGACAUCAUUGACAGCAGCGAUGAGAUGGAAGCCCAGGAAGAAAGCAUCCGUGAGAAAAAUGUCUUGAGAAAAAAGAAAAGCAAGAGGCACAAAGAAAACCUGGAUGGGGCUGGAGGAGAAGAGUAUCCCAUGGAUAUUUGGCUAUUGCUGGCCUCCUACAUCCGUCCUGAGGACAUUGUGAAAUUUUCCCUGAUUUGUAAGAAUGCCUGGACUGUCACUUGCACUGCUGCCUUUUGGACCAGGUUGUACCGAAGGCACUACACGCUGGAUGCCUCUCUGCCUUUGCGCCUGCGACCAGAAUCAAUGGAGAAGCUGCGCUGUCUUCGGGCGUGUGUGAUCCGAUCUCUGUACCAUAUGUAUGAGCCGUUUGCUGCUCGAAUCUCCAAGAACCCAGCCAUUCCAGAAAGCACUCCCAGCACAUUAAAGAAUUCCAAAUGCUUACUCUUCUGGUGCAGAAAGAUUGUUGGGAACAGACAGGAACCAAUGUGGGAAUUCAACUUCAAGUUCAAAAAACAGUCCCCUAGGUUAAAGAGCAAGUGUAUGGGAGGAUUGCGGCCUCCCAUUCAGUAUGAAGAUGUUCACACCAACCCAGACCAGGACUGCUGCCUCCUGCACGUCACCACCUUCAAUUUCAUCUUUAUUCCAAUUGUCAUGGGAAUGAUAUUUACCCUGUUUACUAUCAAUGUGAGCACAGACAUGCGGCAUCACCGAGUGAGACUGGUGUUCCAAGAUUCCCCUGUCCAUGGUGGUCGGAAACUGCGCAAUGAACAGGGUGUGCAAGUCAUCCUGGACCCAGUGCACAGCGUUCGGCUCUUUGAUUGGUGGCACCCGCAGUAUCCAUUCUCCCUGAGAGCGUAGUUACUGCGGUCCAUCCCUUGGGGCAGCCCUGAGUCUAGUCCAUUAGUAAUCAGAUUCCAAUUUGGAGGGGUGGCUGGAUUGUAUAUCUGGUUAGUAAUGCACAUGCUCUUUAGGUUCCUGGGGCUCCUGUUAGGGAGGAAGAAGGGUUGAAUCCAGAGGAAAAACAUCUAUGAUUUAUAAACAUAUUUUAAUGUAAAAAAUUUGCAUUUGAAAGUCGAAACCUGGCCCUGUUUUCUGUGUUAAAAUCCCAUUUGGUGCUAUUGAGUUUGUUGUUCUUUAUUCUUUUAUCCCAGCAAAAAUGGAUGAUCUUGCUCUAGGGAAAAAUUCAAACUUCUAAAUCUUCAAACAAGUUCCAGUAUCCUCUUAUAGAUCAGAAAAACUCAGAGGCCUAACAUUGUCUGCUGUUGAUUUCAGUUUAGCUGUCCCUCAAAUCUGAAUGAAUCUUUUCUCCUCUUACCCUUCUCCAGAAAUAAAGCAGGUGACAGGGUUUUCAGAAUCUA